Aphanomyces astaci is the source of this 1236-nucleotide messenger RNA. RefSeq lists its product as hypothetical. The transcript is spliced from 10 exons. The record is from RefSeq and is a predicted model, not a curated record. The coding region runs from base 34 to 1236 and encodes 400 amino acids. NCBI's taxonomy places the organism in Eukaryota, Oomycota, Saprolegniomycetes, Saprolegniales, Verrucalvaceae.
UAGAGGUUUGCGAGAUCUUGGGCGAUCACAAACAUGGACGUGGCGGUCGCAGCGUACAUCGAGCGGUACGGCACUGUGGAGGACAUUCUCGUCCUUGAUCUAGUGAGCUGUGAAUGGAGACGGUGGGCUAGAGACCAGCUGCGGUGGCGCACCCGAUUCCAACGAUUGUACCUCGAAGAGUUUACGUUCCUUGCUGGUGAGCAGGACGAAGCUGCCGACUCGCAAGAUUGGAGGCUUGUGUGCGUGCAACACGACUUGGGCUACGCAAGCGGCUAUCACUUGGGCGCGUUCACCGCCCAGGACGAGGCUUCAAUGCUGCGAUGGCUCUUUGUGACAAGACAAGCGAUCAAUCGAAUGUCACGGACGAUGACCGAUGUGUUGGCGACGUCCCCGCCCGAACUGAUGCCGCUCCACGAAGCUACGUAUUGGCAGCGCUCUGAGGAGCACUUGAAGCUCCUUCAAGACAGCCUGGGAGGAUGGACCGCAGGGGAGUCGUCCGCAUGGCAUCCCGAGUGGAAUGUCAAGCUAGCCGACCACGUCCAAACUAUCAAGAAACUGCACAACCAAGCGCAGUGGAACGCCAAGUACUUUAAAGUCCUAGAACCUCCGUUUCAAGCGAUUUUAGCCACAGACAUGACGCAGAUCCCGUUCAUUGUGCCGCCCAUGAUCAAGACCCUCAAAAUGAUGUGGUCUUCCAGCAAAUACUACAAAGAUUGCUUCAAAAUGGGCGGGUUGCUCUGUCGAAUUGCCCAAGCACUAUGUGUCCGUGUCUGCCGUGCCAUCUCCAUCACGGCACUGUUGCAAGGCGACGACGACUUUCAAGACUCGAUCGACGUGGUCGAAAGCGCGGGGGUCAUGUUGGCACGGUGGCACGACGUGUACGACCCGUCGUCGACUGUGUGGGGUCCGUUCGACAUGUACUCGCUGUUCCAUCGCGUGGACUCUGUGGCGCAACGCUGCUCCGAAGUGCGAAGUGCCCUUGUCCUCUUAAGGCAAGUUCGGACGUUCAUGAUUGACAAAGUGCAAAACUGCGACGACGGAAGCCACAUCGACCCUUUUGAACGGAUGCUGCAGGACAUGGACCGAGACCUCCAUCGGCAUUGGGGGGCAAUCGACGAUGUGUUUGCCGAGCGGCACACAGCCACGUGGCAGCAUGGCAUGGCUGCUCUCCGCACCCACUCGGACGCGCUCCUCCAGUUUGUGCAUCGCCUCCAAGACAAAGUUCCUAUUUAUUAG